Molecule: messenger RNA, 2540 nt
Organism: Hippocampus comes (tiger tail seahorse)
Lineage: Eukaryota; Metazoa; Chordata; Actinopteri; Syngnathiformes; Syngnathidae
Gene: exd1
Product: exonuclease 3'-5' domain containing 1
Exons: 11
Coding region: 869-2329 (486 amino acids)
Biological process (GO): nucleobase-containing compound metabolic process; piRNA processing
Cellular component (GO): PET complex
Molecular function (GO): 3'-5' exonuclease activity; nucleic acid binding
Source: RefSeq, a predicted model, not a curated record
GUGAAAUACAUUUUAUUAAAAGAGAAUAAGAAUAAAAAGUUUUGUGAUAGUGCUAUUUUUCAGGCCAGAAAAAUCCUGACAUUAUACUGUGAGACAAGAACACUUUUCACACAACACCUUUCAGCAAAAAAUAGAAAUAUAAGUAAAAUAAAGAAGGUUAGAAGACUUAUGGGUUCCCCCUGCCUUGUCUGUGGCACGAAGAUCAAAAAUUAUAGACAUAUUUUUCAUGCAUAUGUCUUGCCAUGGUGGCUGCUCAAUUUAGGGGCGAGGCUGUCUAAUGCAGUGCUUCAGGCCUCAUCCUGGAAGAAGUGCAGAACUGCUUCUUCGAGACACAUUUGCAGAAAUUGCAUUUUUCAUCGUGUUUGUAAACAAGCACCGAGGGUAAUCAAGGGUGGCAAAAAAAAUGAUUGACUACCAUUGACUAACUGGAGCGGUGACAAAAAUUUGGACAAUUGCUUCAGAAAUCAAACUAAUUAUAUUCAAACAAUACAAUUUUUAUUUUCCAAAAAUUAUCCCCUUCAUUUAUUGCCAUCUGAAGGAUGCGUUGGCAUCACUUGGGAAUUUACAGAACUACUAUGCACAAGCCAGUGAUUGCACAUUCUUUUAGUCUGUAAUGUGAUCUGUCCCAGCACAAUUUUGUUAAAUUCCCACAUGUAGGAUCUGGUAAUGUAAUACAUAUUUCGAACAGUGAACUAGGGAAUACUGUAGAUUCCUUUCGUCCAUCAACCUUCCAAACACGCAGGUUGUUCUUGAACACAACAUCAAAUUAGCCGUAUAGCUUCUUUACGGAGUUGGCCACCUCCUUCGAUACUGAAUGUAAGUUUUUUUUCUUCAAAUAAACGACACUUGAGUGCUCCACAACUACAAGAUGGUGGACGAAGACACUUAUUUCACGAAUAUAUUCCAAGGGAAACGCAUUAAACUUACCCUCAAGACGUCAUUUUGCUUCGGCGUUGUGCAGCGCAUCACCUCCAGCAAAACAGUGGCCCUCGCUAAAGUCACAUAUGGCGAUAAUGGAUGUGAACUUCCCGGAAUUAGAUUGUUCUACGGUCACGAGAUUUUGAAUGUGGAGUUUGCCAAUGAAGAGGACAAAACGCAUGGAAAUGUUCCUGAAGACCACUUGAAGUUGUCAGAAUUCAAUCCAUUCAAGAAUUUUCACCAGGCUCAUGAUCAUGAUGACGAAUACGUCAAAUUUGAAGUUAUUGAUGGGUUUCAUGAGAAAUUUGGACCCGCCGUGAUGGAAAUUAAGAAGCAGCAUGUGGUUAGCGUUGGAGCUGACGGGUUGGACAUGUACAAGCACGGCCGACUGUGUUGGCUUCAGAUUGCCACAAAACACAAGGUUUUUCUCUUUGACAUUCUGUUACUCGGAGCGAAAGCCUUUAAGAACGGCCUGUGCAUGAUUCUCGAGAAUAAGCACAUACUGAAGGUCAUUCAUGACUGCAGAGCUGUUGCUGGAUGUCUGAUGACACAAUUUGGAGUAAAGCUGACUCAUGUUUUUGACACUCAGGUGGCAGAUGUCUUGUGCUUUCACUCUGAGACGGGAGGAUUUUUUCCACACAGAGUGAGCACUCUUCACGAGGUGGUGAGUUUCCACCUGAAGGUGCCCUCCUCCCACCUCUUCACUCUGGAGACCAAGUCCCAGCUCACCGAAGAGGAAACCAAGGUGUGGUACAAGCGUCCGUGCCCUUUACCUCUGCUGAACGUGAUGGCGCUGUCAGUGAUCCACUUGCAACCUCUCAGAAUGGUGCUGCUGGAUUCUCUUCUAAUGGACUACAUGGCCUUAGUGGACACCUACCUCUCAAAUAGCCAGUACCCGCUUGAUUAUUUGGAGAGUAUCAAUUUGGACUGUGUUUUUGACUUCCCGUCCGAGCUCAGGCUGCUGGAUCAGAUGCGCAGUGAGCGUCGGGAGCGUGCCGCCAAACUCUAUCCAGUCACAGAGAAAGGUCUGCUCGUUCGUUCAAGUCCUCGAACGGAGCCCGCACCGCAGACCUCACCUGCGGCAGAAGAAGACAAAUGCACACAGCCUACUGAGCAACCAUCAUCGCCACCACCGAUGCAAGCCGAUCAGAAUACGCUCUCCGCAACUUUGAAUGUGGUCCCAUCAGAUCCACUCCCAAACACCUUGUCAGAGCCAGUGAGCGAAAUACCUUUCAGUGGUGUAGGCAGAGGGUUCACAUCGCUAUUGAUGGGGGUGAUGGGUCGAGGGAGGCCUUUUGGGAAAGAAAAAACAGUGACCAACCACCCACCCAUACCUUCCCCCCACUUUGAGCGCAGACCACUUGAUUCAGACACUACCAGCACAGAUCCCAAGAGGGAGGAGUGGGAUUGAGGAACCUUCAUUUCCUGCUUGGACAUUCCCCAGGAACAAUCUGCACAAGCCUCCAACCAAACACCCUGUCAGGAUGUCACAAAAGGUUGUUUGUCUAUAAAUUGAACACUAGAUGGCAGUAAACAUUUUGUUUUGUUUUCACAACCUUGUUCGGCCUGGAGUAGAAUGUUGCAAGUUUUGAGUUCUGUAUUAAAAUAAGAUUUUCAUUUUC